CCAAUGUACCACCACCGGAGAAAGUCUGGCCACAACUCUGCCAACACCUCUUAUACAGAUGUGAGGAAGGCCGUCACCGUCACCGACCCAUCCUCCAGGCACAAGGCCUCGCGACCAGCAAUGACCCGCAGGGGAACCUCACAGUUUGGAUCCAAGCUAGGCAAGAACCCACGAGAGAGGGAACGUGAGAUGGAGGACGAGUACUGGCUGUCGGACGAGAGGGAGAGCUUUCCCCUGUUCUGUAUGACAUGCGAAAAGCAAUUCGUGCCUCAAGACGAGAAGGCGAUAUACUGCUCCGAGGCCUCAACACCGAGAACCCUCACUUUGCGCACACGAACAAGUCCCAACUACCCAUUCUAUGCAGCGGGCGACCCAGAGCCCAGGGACAUCAUCCCGCGGGCCUCGCCAUCACGGCCCCACUCCAUGCUCAUCUCACCUCCGACCUCACCUCAAUCUACUAGCCACCACCACACCUCAGCAGUCUCGGCACUGCGGUCGCUGAGCGCUGGAGAACCAAGCCCGCCCACGCCCUCUGGCGGUUCCUAUCCCACAACGAUGUGGCCUUUCUCAUCACGCAACACGACCAGCCCUAGUACAUCGUACGGAAGCCGCCCUUCGUCGACGGUGUAUUCGUCAACGUAUGACAACUACGGCUACACCAUGGCCGCACAGGGCUCUGACCGACCACUCCCAUCACGGCGCCCGGCAGCCUACUCGCGGCCCAAGUCGAUCGAACUUGUCACGCCUAUACAGCCUGUGACGGGGAUGAACAGCCGAUGA
Messenger RNA from Cryphonectria parasitica EP155, 780 nucleotides. RefSeq lists its product as uncharacterized. The transcript has 3 exons. NCBI's taxonomy places the organism in Eukaryota, Fungi, Ascomycota, Sordariomycetes, Diaporthales, Cryphonectriaceae. The annotation marks the transcript as partial. The record is from RefSeq and is a predicted model, not a curated record.